AGAGUAGUGUAUGAGUAACUUAGCAGGAGCGGAGUGGGUGAGUGUUGCUGAACAUUAAAUAUUAAACCUGAUAGCUCAUUUACGAGCACAAAUUGUUAUUUAAGGCUGUUGUCCUGCUGCCAAAUGUGAAGGAGACACCGAUAUUUUCAAAAUAAGUCCGAGAAGAGGCGCGGGGCUUGGGUGUUCAUUAUACAGCAGCUAGCAGGUAGUACGGUGAGCUGUCCCUAACCUCGCCAAAAUGACCAAGCUGGGCUUCCUGCGUUUGUCCUAUGAGAAACAGGACACGCUGCUGAAGCUGCUCAUCCUGUCUAUGGCUGCUGUCCUCUCAUUCUCCACCAGACUCUUUUCCGUCUUGAGGUUUGAAAGUGUCAUCCAUGAGUUCGAUCCGUACUUCAACUACCGUACCACCCGCUUCCUGGCAGAAGAAGGGUUUUAUAAGUUUCACAACUGGUUUGAUGACAGGGCAUGGUAUCCUCUGGGGAGGAUCAUUGGUGGCACCAUUUAUCCAGGACUGAUGAUCACCUCUGCCGUCCUGUACCACAUCCUACAUUUUUUCCACAUCACCAUUGACAUCCGUAAUGUCUGUGUCUUCCUGGCUCCCCUGUUUUCAUCCUUCACAGCCAUAGUCACCUACCACUUCACCAAAGAGUUGAAGGAUGCAGGUGCUGGGCUCCUGGCUGCUGCCAUGAUUGCAGUGGUGCCUGGUUAUAUCUCUCGUUCUGUAGCUGGCUCCUAUGAUAAUGAAGGUAUUGCCAUCUUCUGUAUGCUGUUGACCUAUUACAUGUGGAUCAAGGCUGUCAAAACGGGGUCAGUGUACUGGUCAUCCAUAUGCGCACUGGCCUACUUCUACAUGGUUUCCUCCUGGGGUGGCUACGUGUUCCUGAUCAACCUUAUCCCCCUCCACGUCCUGGUUCUGAUGCUCACAGGCCGAUUCUCUCACCGCAUCUACGUGGCUUACUGCACCGUCUACUGCCUGGGCACCAUCCUCUCCAUGCAGAUCUCUUUUGUUGGUUUCCAGCCAGUGCAGUCAUCAGAGCACAUGGCGGCCUUUGGUAUGUUUGGCUUGUGCCAGAUUCAUGCCUUCGUGGACUACCUGCGCAGCAAACUCAAUGCCCAGCAAUUUGAGGUGCUGUUCAAGAGCGUCAUCUCCCUGGUGGGCUUCAUCCUGCUGUCUGUGGGCGCUGUUCUCAUGCUGACUGGUAAGAUCUCUCCAUGGACUGGUCGUUUCUACUCCCUGCUGGACCCCUCGUAUGCCAAGAACAACAUUCCCAUCAUUGCCUCCGUCUCUGAGCACCAGCCCACAACCUGGUCCUCGUACUACUUUGAUCUCCAGCUGCUGGUCUUCAUGUUCCCAGUUGGUCUUUACUACUGUUUCAACAACCUGUCGGACGCCAGGAUCUUCAUCAUCAUGUAUGGGGUCACCAGCAUGUACUUCUCAGCUGUCAUGGUGCGUCUGAUGUUGGUACUGGCUCCUGUUAUGUGCAUCCUGUCAGGCAUUGGUGUGUCCCAGGUGUUAACCACUUACAUGAAGAAUUUGGAUGUUAGCCGGCCAGACAAGAAGAGCAAGAAGCAGCAGGACUCCACCUACCCCAUCAAAAAUGAGGUUGCCAGUGGGAUGAUUCUGGUCAUGGCCUUCUUCCUCAUUACAUACACCUUCCAUUCUACAUGGGUGACCAGCGAAGCCUACUCCUCUCCUUCAAUUGUCUUGUCGGCACGUGGAGGUGAUGGCAGCCGCAUCAUCUUUGAUGACUUCAGAGAGGCCUACUACUGGCUCCGCCACAACACUCCUGAGGAUGCCAAAGUCAUGUCGUGGUGGGAUUAUGGCUAUCAGAUAACUGCCAUGGCUAAUCGAACCAUUCUAGUGGACAACAACACAUGGAACAACACACACAUCUCCAGAGUUGGACAGGCCAUGGCGUCCACGGAAGAGAGGGCUUAUGAGAUUAUGAGGGAGCUGGAUGUCAGUUAUGUCUUGGUUAUCUUUGGAGGACUGACGGGCUAUUCUUCAGAUGACAUCAAUAAGUUUCUCUGGAUGGUCCGUAUUGGGGGAAGCACAGACACAGGCAAACACAUCAAGGAGCACGACUACUACACUCCCACCGGAGAGUUCAGAGUGGACCGCGAGGGCUCACCUGUCCUGCUCAACUGCCUGAUGUACAAGAUGUGCUACUACCGCUUCGGCCAGGUCUACACAGAGGCCAAGCGCCCACCUGGUUAUGACAGAGUGAGGAACGCUGAGAUUGGGAACAAAGACUUCGAACUGGAUGUGUUGGAAGAGGCCUACACAACAGAGCACUGGCUGGUUAGGAUAUACAAGGUGAAAGAUCUGGACAACCGGGGUCUUUCAAGGACAUAAAACCUUCAGACAGCAGCAAAAACAGCCUUUUAGCGCACAGCACUGAACACCUUCCCCUGUGGUCUGCAGAUGAGUGGGAAAAGAGUACUUUUUAUACUUUUGUUUGGGGGAAGAAAAUUGCAUCCAAGAGAUUUUUUUUUUUUUGUGUGGAUGAUUUUCAUUUUUUUUAUUUUGUUAUAAUGAAAUGUCUCAUCUGGGAUCAGAGGGAGCUGGUGUCAAAACGUCCAGUCUGAUGUCAGGAAGUGUAAUUUGCCAUGAAGCGGUCAAAAGAAAGCAGUGUUCAUUUAAGAGCGCUUCAGAUUUUUACAAUGUGGUCAAUUAAAGUGGGAUUGAACGUGA
Siniperca chuatsi (mandarin fish) is the source of this 2695-nucleotide messenger RNA. RefSeq names its product STT3 oligosaccharyltransferase complex catalytic subunit A (gene stt3a). The record is from RefSeq and is a predicted model, not a curated record. Lineage: Eukaryota; Metazoa; Chordata; Actinopteri; Centrarchiformes; Sinipercidae. Gene Ontology annotation, cellular component: membrane. Gene Ontology annotation, biological process: post-translational protein modification. Gene Ontology annotation, molecular function: dolichyl-diphosphooligosaccharide-protein glycotransferase activity. The transcript has 18 exons. Bases 239 to 2356 code for a protein of 705 amino acids.